Messenger RNA from Capra hircus (goat), 626 nucleotides. It is a transcript of the gene SPACA7, whose product is annotated as sperm acrosome associated 7. The record is from RefSeq and is a predicted model, not a curated record. NCBI's taxonomy places the organism in Eukaryota, Metazoa, Chordata, Mammalia, Artiodactyla, Bovidae. The coding region runs from base 1 to 546 and encodes 181 amino acids. The transcript has 5 exons.
AUGGCGGCCACCACGGGACUGACCCUCCUGGUCCUGCUGCUCUACUGCGGGCAGGGAGCCGACCUCCCGCCGAUCAACAUGAGCUCAGGUACAGCAACUACAACGAAUAAGACAAAUGUUCAGGAGGAUAUGCCUGGAGUAUUCGAUUCCAGCAUUCACGAGAGCGACCAGCUCAGUGUUCCUGAGGGUUUCCACAAGCUUGCAGACUUGUCACCAAUAUCCCUGGAGACUGAGGACAAAAUUCUCAAUGAACCCAGUUUGGACGCGUCUUACCGAACCAGUGGCCCCGAGGACUACCGUGACUCACAGACCUCAGGCACUGCAGACAGUCUUCACAGUAACGGAAAGAAGCACCCCAAAACUGACCAACAACUGAAACAAUCGGUUCUGGACAUGAUCCUUCAAAAUAUAGGAAAAUCUUCAGGUAAAGUGAACAACGGUGUGGUGACGAGAGGGGUCGUCCCCUUGGGGAGAAGGGAAGCACUGAGCCAGCUCAGAGGACCCUCGGGAGCCGUGAGCAGCUCUGGAGAGGAGCCUACAUCCUAGGGGCACCCUGCGAGCCCCACACCAGAGCCCACAGCCCGGGGUCACCAGCCACCUGCAGGCUCCGCCCCCUCCUUGGCUGA